AUGUCGGACACAAUGGGAAACCAGAUUCCUCCGAUCGCUUCAGAGGCCGGCGGCUGCUCAUCUCUGUUCUGGCACUAUAUGCAGCCGUGCAUCCCAGCGAACGGACAGUAUCUGACUUUCGAAGAUAUUCAACGAGACGUGGAUACUCGUGACAACAUCCACAUUGCGCCUAUCCGCGUGAUCUCGCUGGAAAAUACUCUCGCUGGCGUCAUUACUCCUUUAGAGGAGGUCCGUCGGAUCUCUGCAUUCGCUCGCGCCAACAAUAUCAAAAUGCACCUUGACGGCGCAAGGAUUUGGGAGACUGUCGCUGCUGGACCAGGCUCAUUGGUUGAUUAUCUGGACUACUUUGAUAUAGCCCAGAUGUGCUUGUCGAAAGGGCUGACCGUCCCUAUUGGCGGAGGUAUUCGACAGGCUGGGAUCAUGUCCUCGGCGGCCCGUGUGGCGGUGGAGGAUAAUUUCGGAAAUAGACCUCAUGGCGAAGGUGGUAGACUGCGAGAAACGCACAAGAAGGCUAAGUUUAUUGAGAAGAUGUAG
Penicillium verrucosum is the source of this 534-nucleotide messenger RNA. RefSeq lists its product as uncharacterized. Gene Ontology annotation, cellular component: cytosol. The transcript has 2 exons. NCBI's taxonomy places the organism in Eukaryota, Fungi, Ascomycota, Eurotiomycetes, Eurotiales, Aspergillaceae. Gene Ontology annotation, molecular function: L-allo-threonine aldolase activity. The coding region runs from base 1 to 534 and encodes 177 amino acids. The record is from RefSeq and is a predicted model, not a curated record. Gene Ontology annotation, biological process: L-threonine catabolic process; glycine biosynthetic process.